AUGCCUCCUUCCGGGAUCCAGACUCCUCAUAAAGACGAUAUUGAAGAAACAUGGGCGUAUCUUGAAAAAGGCGUCGAGCGGGUCAUGACCCAGUUAGAGGGGGGAAUUGAUAUGCUUACCUAUAUGGGUGUUUACACUGCCGUCCACGACUUCUGUACCUCACAAAAAGCUAUUUCAUCACCUGGCAGCCCAGCUUCCCAUGGUAGUCAUCGCGGAGCGCACCUUCUUGGGGAGGAGCUAUAUAAUCUCCUGGGCAUAUAUCUAUCCCGCCAUCUCAAUGAUGUCUAUGAAACCUCCCUAAACCAUUCAGACGAAGCUUUGUUGGCCUUUUACAUCCGAGAGUGGACUCGUUACACCACUGCAGCGCAGUAUAUCAACCAUCUUUUCAAAUAUCUUAACCGCCAUUGGGUCAAAAGAGAAGUCGAUGAGGGGAAGAAAGAUAUUUACGACGUUUACACCCUUCAUCUAGUAAAAUGGAAAGAAGAUUUCUUCAAGAAAGUGCAAAAGAGCGUAAUGGAUGCCGUGCUGAAACUUGUCGAGAAACAACGGAAUGGUGAAACGAUUGAACAGUCCCAGAUUAAAAACAUCGUCGACUCAUUCGUCUCGCUUGGACUCGACGAGAACGACAGUACCAAAUCUACCCUCGUGGUAUACCAGUUCUAUUUUGAAAAGCCUUUCAUAGAGGCUACCAAAGUCUACUACGAAAACGAAUCGAAACGAUUCGUAGCUGAAAACAGCGUGGUGGAGUAUAUGAAAAAAGCAGAGUCUCGCAUCGAUGAAGAACGAGCCCGAAUUGACCUCUAUCUUCACCCCGACAUUACCAAAAAUUUAACCGAAACAUGCUUGGAAGUCCUGGUGGCUUCACAUUCACCGCUGCUGCGGGAUGAAUUCCAAGCUCUCCUGGAUACCGAACGUCAAGAAGAUCUUGCCCGGAUGUACCGAUUACUUUCCCGAAUUAAGGACGGUUUGGACCCUCUACGUAACAAGUUUGAGACGCACGUUCGGAAAGCUGGGCUUGCGGCCGUUGAAAAGGUAGUGCCAAAUGGCGAUGCGGUCGAACCCAAGGUCUACAUUGAUGCCCUGUUACAAGUUCAUACCAAAUACCAAGCUAUGGUGGUUAUGGCCUUUGCGGGAGAAUCGGAGUUUGUCCGUUCGUUGGAUAAUGCCUGUCGGGAAUUUGUCAACCGCAACGCACUUUGCAACACAAGCUCAACGAAAUCUCCUGAACUGCUUGCCCGGUACACAGAUUCCCUUCUGAAGAAGGGAGUUAAAUCUCCGGAAGAAUCGGAAUUGGAAGAGAUGCUCGUCCAGAUCAUGACGGUCUUCAAGUAUAUUGAAGACAAGGACGUUUUCCAGAAGUUCUAUUCCAGAAUGCUGGCCAAACGGCUCGUUCAUGUCAGCUCGGUUUCAGAUGAUGCGGAAACCAGCAUGAUUAGCAAACUGAAGGAAGCUUGUGGCUUCGAAUAUACUAAUAAACUCCAACGAAUGUUCCAGGACAUCCAAAUAUCCAAGGAUCUCAACGCGAGCUACCGUGAUUGGCAAGAGAAAGUCCUGGAUGAUGAAGACAGGAAAAAGUUAUUGGACCCUCAUUUCCAGAUCCUCGGAACAGGAUUCUGGCCCCUAACCCCGCCAACAACGCAAUUCAUCCCCCCUCAAGAAAUCGUCAAGACGACAGAGCGUUUCAAGAACUUCUACUUCGACAAACACAGCGGUCGCAAACUUACAUGGUUAUGGAAUCUAUGCAAGGGCGAAAUCCGCGCAAACUACAUCAAAAACACGAAAGUGCCAUACACAUUCCAAGUAUCUACAUACCAGAUGGGAAUUCUCCUCCUCUUUAACGAAAGUGACACGUUAAGCUUCUCCGACAUUGAAAAGGGAACAGCCCUCGCCCCGGAAGUUCUCGAACCCAACCUUGGCAUCCUUGUCAAGGCUAAGGUCGUCAUCCCUUCUCCAGAGGAUGGCAAACCGUGUCCGGGGACGUCAUAUGCGUUAAACUACAAUUUCAAGGCGAAGAAGAUUAAAAUCAAUCUAAACAUUUCCGUCAAAUCAGAGCAGAAACAUGAAACGGAUGAUACACAUAAGACAAUUGAUGAGGAUAGGAAACUUUUACUCCAGUCUGCCAUCGUCCGGAUCAUGAAAUCGCGAAAGAAGUUGAAACAUGUCCAACUCGUGCAAGAAGUUAUUCAGCAGGUGAAAGCCCGCUUCCCACCCAAGGUACCGGAUAUCAAAAAGAAUAUUGAAGCCCUGAUGGAGAAGGAGUAUAUUGAGCGGCUGGAUGGUGAUGAUUUGGCAUAUAUUGCUUAAAGACCUACAGUUCCUUCUCUUAUAUUGUUCUAUUUUUUUUCCUUCUUCCAUUUUUUUUUCAUCGUAGCCAACGAAUAGCAACAACAAAUGAAGAGAGGAAAGGAAGAGAGAGGACAUGGGGAGUAAAAGAUAGAAAUAAACAAAAUUAUAUCCGUCUGCCAGGUAUAGCGGUGGUGGGAUAUGUAUUUGGGAAGCAGCAGAUGGAAUCACGUCGACAACGCCAUACAGAGGAAGCGAGGUUAGAGAAGAGGAGGAAAGAAAGCAUGUAAAAUCAUGAUGAAUUGCAGACAAAAGCGAAGAUGAAAGAC
This is a messenger RNA of Histoplasma capsulatum G186AR, 2612 nucleotides long. Its product is annotated as Cullin. Gene Ontology annotation, cellular component: SCF ubiquitin ligase complex. Gene Ontology annotation, molecular function: ubiquitin protein ligase binding. The record is from RefSeq and is a predicted model, not a curated record. Gene Ontology annotation, biological process: protein ubiquitination; SCF-dependent proteasomal ubiquitin-dependent protein catabolic process. Lineage: Eukaryota; Fungi; Ascomycota; Eurotiomycetes; Onygenales; Ajellomycetaceae. The transcript has 6 exons. The coding region runs from base 1 to 2304 and encodes 767 amino acids.